This is a messenger RNA of Siniperca chuatsi (mandarin fish), 1930 nucleotides long. It is a transcript of the gene elp6, whose product is annotated as elongator acetyltransferase complex subunit 6. The transcript is spliced from 7 exons. The coding region runs from base 468 to 1301 and encodes 277 amino acids. The record is from RefSeq and is a predicted model, not a curated record. NCBI's taxonomy places the organism in Eukaryota, Metazoa, Chordata, Actinopteri, Centrarchiformes, Sinipercidae. Gene Ontology annotation, biological process: tRNA wobble uridine modification. Gene Ontology annotation, cellular component: elongator holoenzyme complex.
GUGGUUGGUUUUCCAAAAACAAAUACGCAUGGAACCUUCAAUUCAAUCUUCAAACUUGAGAUUGUGUUAUUGUGCAAUAUAGAGUUAAUAGAGCUAAUAAAACUCGCAAAAAUAAUUCUGAAACGUAAGAUAUAUAUGCAGCUGUAAGCCGUUACUAACGGUUUAAGUUCUCCGCGGUCCGAAACGACUUUUCCGAUAGAUGCAGAGUGAGACAUCUUGCGGUGUUUUUACUCGUCUUUGGUAGCAUGCUACUUAACGUUAGCACAGCAGCUAGCAUAGUAGAGAGGAAAGCUGUCAAAUUAAGUAGAAUCUCUGAUGUUACUUUUUAAACUAUGAAUUUACAAGACACAUUUUGAGAUCAAUUCCUGCUAACAACUCCUAUUUUGGAGCGUUAUUUUAGCUCACUUGCAAACUGUUUAGCUUGUAUUAUUUGCAGUUAACGUUAGGGUUAGCUAGUAAAGUUAGCUAUGUUUACAGAGCUCAACAGUAUCUUGAACACCUCUCCCGACAGUUUCACACAGGGAGAAUUUAUCUUGGUCUCAGACAGACAAAGUGAUGCCUCUUUCCUCAUUCACCACUUCCUCUCUUUGUACCUACGAGCACGCUGCAGAGUGUGGUUUCUGGGUCUGGUGCAGUCCUUCAAUCAUUACAGUGCAGUCGGUCAGAGAUUGGGUGUAAGCCUAGCACAAGCAAAGGAAAAAGGUCAGCUGGUUUUCCUAGAAGGACUGAAGGAGUCGCUGUCUGUUUUGAUUCCUCAAGAAACCGACACAGGAAGUCAAGCCAUGGACUUCCUCAGGGAUCCUGCCGUUGGCCUGAAGAGUCUGUACGAGUUUGUCCGGGCCAGUGUGAGCAGCUCUGGUGGCCGGGAUGAGGGGAUGGGCGGGGCAGAGGAGUGGGGACCUCCGGUGUUGCUGGUGGAUGACCUCAGUGUGCUGCUGAGUCUGGGGGUGAGCGUUGGAGCCGUGCUGGACUUCAGCCACUACUGCCGAGCCACCAUCUGCUCCCAGCUACAGGGAAAUGUGGUGAUGGUGGCACGCUGUGAUGGGGAAGAAGAGGAGGACAACGGAGAUGAUGAAGGCUCAGAGAGACUUCUGAAGGGCCUGACCCACCAGUGUAGCCUCACUCUUCAUGUACAGGGUCUCACCACUGGCUACUGCAGGGACAUACACGGGCAGGUGGAAGUGUGUUGGAGGAGGAGACAAGGUGACGGACAGUACACACAGAAGAAACUCUUUCAGUACAAGGUCCACGAUAAAGGAGCCUCCUUCUUUGCUCGUGGGACGUCCAGCGCUGUUCUCUAGUUCCACCUUUCAGCGUUCUCGUUUGCCUUUGUCUCUCUUACAUGUGACAACUGACUGUUAUAUUUCAAUAUCACCAGACAAUACAAAUGUUGGUUGUCUAGCUGCCAAAGUGGUUGGUGAACUAGACAAAUUUACGAGCCAUAGCCAAGCUUUGCAUUGGGAUGCUCGCUAGUGUCAUUGACCCGGUCUGGACCCCGGGCUUUCUGGAGGAAGUUCACUGUGAUCCUGCCCACUUCUCAGAUCUGUUUCGGCUGUUCAAAUAAGUGAAGUGAAAACAAAACGGCAAUUCAGUCUGAUUAUCAGGCUGGUCUGCUGAAGGUGUUGACUACAGGCUCAUGCUAUUGUCAGUAUUCGGGCACUAGAUGAAUCAGUUUUUGUUUGUUGACAGCAUGCUAUGAAUGCAGACCGUUUACACGUGUUCUGGUUAAUGAACAAUAAUGGACUGACUGAUAGUUAUGCUGUAGACCAAUAAAUAAAAUGCAUCGGUCACAGGGACUGCUGGUGUUUGGGCGUGAAAAUAAUAAUGAACAAAGAAGAUGAAUAUUUCCACCCAGAAUUGUUUUACAACUGAAUGGAGCUGCAACGCCGCUGGAUCUUGGUUGAAUAAAAUCUAGUGAAAGUGUGAAAAA